Zootoca vivipara (common lizard) is the source of this 10595-nucleotide messenger RNA. Lineage: Eukaryota; Metazoa; Chordata; Lepidosauria; Squamata; Lacertidae. The record is from RefSeq and is a predicted model, not a curated record.
GUGCAGCCCAGAAUUGCAUUGGCUUUUUUAGCUGCUGCAUCACACUGUUGGCUCAUGUCAAGUUUGUGGUCUACCAGGACUCCCAGAUCCUUUUCACAUGUACUGCUCUCAAGCCAUGUGUCUCCCAUCCUGGGAGUCCAUCAUCUUCUUCUCACAGUGGCUGAACAAGUUGCCUGUGGUCAGCCAGCCAGCAGGAUUCGAGCACAAGAGCACUGUCCCCUCCUGUGGUUUUCAUCUACUAGGAAGGCGCUUCCUCUUGUCUGUCCACAAUGUGCCUCACAUGUUGGCAGGAUAUAAAGAAGGGUAUCUUGUGAAGAUCUUCAAACCUAGGCAGGUUUGUAAUGAAGAAGGCAGUCUUCCAGAUAUGAGCAGUAUAGACAUUUUCUAAUUGCAGCAUUAAACGGAUGAUGGCGGAAAUGCACAUGCCCUCUCAGCGUGCCUUAUUUCCAGGAAAACGUUAAAGAAAUUGCUUGGCUUUAGACCUUAAAAAUUGUGCAUCGGGAUUGUUAUUUUGAAAUGGCCUUCCCUCCUUCUGUGCCAGGAUGCCUGCAGAUCUGAUCAUGAAGCUUUUUUUUUAUGACAGAUGCAAUUUCAAACUCUGAAAACUGGGACAUAGGCAGAAAUCCCCUUUGUCUGCCCACAAACUCCUCCAAUAGAAUGCCUUUCAAAACAGAACAAAACAUAGCAAUGAACUAUGUGUACGAAAGCGUAGAGUUGGGUUUUCAGGGGACCUAGUCUGAACCAGAUAUGGUAUGUACUUGAACCAGUUGUGGCCAGAAUAAGUUAUUUCUUUAAUACUCCCAGGUCUUUAACUACAUAGAAAAAGCUCUCUAUAAAUUCUUAGUGAUGGUAGUAUACUAACUUACCGUAAGCAAUAUUUAUAUUCUGCCCUGUAUGACAAAGGGCCUGUUGGACUGGAUGAGAGAAAUUAAGUGGCAGCAGUUUUAUUACUUUUAUUAAUUUACUUGUUUUCAUUAUUUGUUACAUUUUAUAAGUACUCCUUCCUCCCAUGGAACUCAAGGUAGUUAGUGUGUAUUGUUUUCCCCUUCUCACAGCAAACCUGCAAGGUAGAAUAUGCUGAGAGUUUGUCCCAAAGUCACCCAGUGAGCUUCAUAAUUGAUAUUUAAACCCUGGGUCUUGCCUGUAGGAAGUGUGACGCUUAGUUUAACCACUAUGCUGCAAUUUCAGAAGGCUGAUAAAGCCCCUUUUCCUAUAGGAAACACUCCUGGUUUUAUUUGGGCAUUUCAUUUAUAAAGUAUGCAUAAACAGAGAUCCAGUUCUUUUCCAGAGGCAUGUAUUUUAAACAGGACUGUUGUAGAUGUUUACAUAUCUGCACCUGUAAUAUCUGAUAGAUGUGUGUGUGUGAUUUUUGGAUAUUGGUAUCUAGUUACAAAACUUUCCAGAGGGUUGGCUGGUUUAGUCUCUUGCAGCAGAAACAAUACCGAGCCCUUGUGGCACUUUAAAGAUUAACAAAUUUAUUAUGGCAUAAGCUUUUGGGGACUGUAGCCCAUUUUUUUGGUUACAGCUGGGGAUGUAAUAAGGCUUUAUAGCAGGGCAGUGGGAACAAGGGAGCGGCAGUGCAUGUGAUUUCAGCUGUGUGCACUGGCACAUUGUGCGCUCGCCUUCAGACAUUAGUUUAACUAUGGUGUAAAGUGAUGUGUGAACUUGGCCUAGUACAAUGAAAUAUAACAGUGCUUUGCCUCAGUGUUCAUGUGUUUCCAUCACAGUAAAGGAUGCGGGUGGAGCUGUGGUCUAAACCACAGCCUAGGGCUUGCCGGUCAGAAGGUCGAUGAUUCGAAUCCCCGCGACAGGAUGAGCUCCUGUUGUUCGGUCCCAGCUCCUGCCAAUCUAGCAGUUCGAAAGAACGUCAAAGUGCAAGUAGAUAAAUAGGUAUUGCUCCGGUGGGAAGGUAAACGCCGUUUCCGUGCACUGCUCUGGUUCGCCAGAAGCGGCUUAGUCAUGCUGGCCACAUGACCCGGAAGCUGGCUGUGGACAAACACCGGCUCCCUCGGCCUAUAGAACAAGAUGAGCACGCCACCCCAGAGUCCUCCGUGGCUGGACCUAACAGUUAGGGGUACCUUUACCCUUUUAAAGGACUAUAUAUUAUUAACAGUCUUUGGAAUUGGUGGGUCUGGAUAAUGGUUGCAUUACCAUUUGAAUGUGUGAAACUAAUAGUGUUUAUUACUUCUUUAUUUUAUAUACCAUUCCUUAAAGCAUCUACUUGGGAAUAAGGCCAAUUGAUGUCAUUCUUUCCAAUAAGUCCUAUUGGUGUCCUUAUUUCCUUACUAUAUAUACUCAGGCUCACGACCUUAAUUUAAUUGCUUUUUGUGUGUGCCUUAGAUGAAUAAUUUUGGGGCAUAUGAAUACAACAUAAAAUGUUACAAAGAACAAAUUGCCUCAGAGUAAUUGAGGUUUCUGAAAACAGGAGUUGCUUCACAGAUUUAUAUGUUGUUUAUCAGAUUUAUAAUUGGACUAUGAAGCAUGGCACGUUUAAGGAGACUAUUAAAGCAAAUGUUCGUUUGACAAGAUGGUAUGUUCUCUCACCUUAUGGUUAGAAAUAACAAUGGAAUAUAAGAACAUCAAAACGGACUUGCUGGAUCAGAGCAAAAGGAGAAGUACCAGUUCACUCAGAAGUGUCCAGAGUAUGCCGAGUAUAUUAUCUUCUUAGAAUGAAGCCUGAUGCUUUUUCGGCCCGUUUAAUGAAGGAAUGAAACAUUCUCAGCCUGAAAGGGGAACAGCCAUUCAGAAAGAAUUUAGUUCCGUAGUGAAAUGGAAGAGCCAAAAAAAUAAAUAACUUCACAGACGAUUUCUCAGGGAUUACAGAUCUUGGUGUGUGGUUUCUUAAAAAAAAAAGUAAAUUAAAAAAUUAAAUGGUUUUUGUUGAGAGAAAAUGGGAGAUCAGCAAAUGUACAAAACGAGCCAUGUUGUCAACAACAACGAAAGCUUGUAUUACCACCACCAGCAGCAGCAACAGCAACAACAACACCUGAAUUCUCUUGCACCGUUAAACCACAGCUAUGGAACAUCAGCCAUGGAUGCAACUCAGGAAUCUCCGCUCUCCCCAUCGUUCUCUCAAGAAACUAGGGAAAACAUAGCUUUGAAUGCUGGGUCCAAAACUCUUGGGUUGAUGGAUUCUCCUAGACAAUCCAGUUGGGCCCAUUUGGGUUCUGGGAACCACGUCCCAGUGAGGAACAACCAAAACGUCAUGUGGGGCUCAGCGGGGCAAGGCGAAGUAACCGACGGAUACGAGCAUCUGUGUUCCCAAGCCAACGAGGUCAGGCCGCAGAAAAUGACGAGUGGCGUUUUGCAUAAGCUGGACUCCUUUGCCCAAGUGUUUGCGAACCAGAACUUAAGGAUCCAGGUCAACAACGUGUCUCAGGUCAUCCAGCCUUCAGCGAUGGGCGGCACUGGCGACAGCGCCCUUCGGCAGCUGCUGUCUCAGAAGCCUGCCGUGGAGCAGCAGCCGGUGCAGAGAUACCAACAGGUGCCGCAGCAAGUCCACCAGGGUUUUGUUGGCACGCCGCAGAAGCAGCACAUGCACAUGAUGGCGCACCAACAACCCCUCUAUUACGACGAACAGCAGCAUUUAGCGCAUCUGCAGAUGCACCCUGCGAUGCAUCAAGGGCAGGCCCACUUCCAGCAAAUGCACUCUCAGCACCUGCUGCCGCCGCAGCAGCUACAACAGGAUCAAUACUAUCUGCAGCAGCAGCAACAGCAAUCCCAACAAGGGCAACAUAGGCUUUUAAUACAUGAGUUGCAGCAACAGCAACAGCAGCAGAGGCAAUGCCCGGUGCAAACAGCUCAGUAUUAUUCAAUACAGCCUAUGAUGCAACAUUUGCAGCAGCAGCAGCAGCAGCAGAUGCAAAUGCAACUUCCUGCCUUUCACAGAGAUCCUGACCAGAAGCCCCUGCACGAGACUCAUCAGUACUCUCAGGAUCGGGGUCAUUCUGUGCAGCUCAUUCAGCUGGGAGCAGUGCCUCAGUACUUCUAUCAAGAUCAGCAGCAACCCUUCAGGCAUUUGUAUUCACAAAGCUUAUUGCAGCAGCAGCCGUCACCAGGAGAUGCCAGUCAGCCAAACCAUUACCAGAGCAACAGCAAGGCUCAGGCACUGAUGGAUUCGCACCUUGGAUUCCCCUUGGCAGAAGGGACGGAGGGUCCAGCUCAGCAGGACAUGAAUUCUGUCGCUGGUGGCGUCCCUCAGCAACCUCUGAUACCCCCAGAAAGUAUCCACGUGGAUAGCAAAGGGCCACAGCCAUUGUCCCCUGGUCCCAUGUGGCCUCAGCAGCAGGUCCAUCUGCCUGAUGGAAGACUCCGGUCAGUUUCCCCUGAGCAAAGCAGCAUUCAUGAAAAAGAAACUCAUAGUGAGAGAUCUGAAACAAAGAGCAAACUCGCGUGCACUGUAUGCUUGAAGGAAUUUAAGAGUUUGCCAGCCCUAAAUGGCCACAUGAGGUCUCAUGGAGGGAUGCGGGCAUCUCCUGUCUUCAGACAGUGUUCUAGUUGGGAGCAGUCCACGGUUGAGGCUGAAUGCCUUUGGUUGUCUGCACAGGACGAAGGGGAGAGCCUGCCGCAGCCCCAGCGCCAACACCAGCGGGAGCAGCUGCCCUCCGAGGCGGAGAGCUUCGUCCCCAUCGUCAUGCCUGUGUCGGUGCCCGUAAAGCUGCUGUCACCCGAUCCCGCCAAGCAGGCCACUGACAGCAGCGCCGUGCUUAAAGAUAAGCCUGUCUCAGAUGAUGAGAUGCCCGUUCUUGUGAGGAUGACUUGCUCUCCGCCAUGCUCCCCUAACGUGGCCAGCCCCUGCCCGUCCUCUGACCUCAACAGAAAACAGCACCAAAGCACUGCCAACUCUGAAGAAAGCAGCUUCAAACCGUUUCAAGACAAGAAAAAAUACCGCCACAGACCUGAGCCUCUGUUCAUACCGCCACCUUCUUACAACCUAGCUGCAUCCCACCUGGGCGCGAUGCUGUACCAAAGCCAGCUUCGCUCUCCCCGCAUCCUAGGAGACCACCUGCUUGACAGCAUUCACGACCCCCCUCCUUACACCCCACCUCCGAUGCUCAGCCCGGUACGGCAUGGAUCUGGCCUCUUCAGCAGCGUUAUCACAUCCGCUCAUGGUGCGUCUCACCCCCAGCUGCCGCUCACUCCUUUGACGCCCACUCCCCGGAUACUUCUCUGUCAAUCUAAUAGCGUUGAUGGAGCCAGUGUCCCAAUCACCCCAGGACCUGGAGAACAGACCAUUGAUGUAGAACCGCAUAUUAAUAUUGGAUCGAGAUUCCAAGCCAAUAUUCCUGAACUUGAAGACAGAGGAUUGGUGGGGGAAGAGGAUCACAAGGCAACUUUAGUUUGGAAACCAGGGCCAGAACUGGAAGAUAAAGAUAUCCAGCAAAGAGUGACCAGCCUUUUAAAUCUGUGUUGUUCAAGUGUAUUGACUGGUGGGGGAACCAACCUUGAAUAUGGCUUGCAUUCUCUCUUUGAGGCUAAAGGAGACGUUAUGGUCGCUCUGGAGAUGCUGCUUUUGUUGAAGCCGGCAAGAGCAAAAUCACAUCCUCUGGCAAGUUACCACUAUGCUGGUUCAGACCAGUGGACACCCAUUGAAAGAAAGCUGUUCAGCAAAGCAUUACACACAUACAGCAAAGAUUUUAUUUUGGUACAGAAAAUGGUGAAGUCGAAGACGGUGGCCCAGUGUGUGGAAUACUAUUAUACCUGGAAGAAAAUCAUGCAUUUAGGACGAAAGCACAGAACACGCUUAGCAGAAGUGAAAAAUGAGUGCCUGACCAGCGGCGAAGACGAUGAAUUAGAGGAAGAGGAGCAGGCAGAGGCGGACAAGAAGUCAGUCAAAGAGGAAGCCGAAAUUCAGAAUUCUCCUGAGCCGCCUUCAAUUAUUGCUGCUGAACCUAUUAACCUGCCUUCCUUGCAAAGCCCCACACUCCCAGCGACCUCAUUUACAUGUGAAAUGCCGGACUGUGGAGCGAUGUUCAACUCCAGACCAGCUCUGAAUGGCCACGUUCGCAUUCAUGGCGGUACAAACCCUGUGACGAAAACCCGCGGUGGGAGCCACGGUGCGAAGCAGAAAUCCAGCUCCCAGAAUGAUUACGGCCCCGCCAAAAACUCCCCAGCUCACAGUACGACAAGUGGCGAGACAGACCCAACUACACUUUUCCCUUGUAAAGAAUGUGGCAAGAUGUUUUUCAAAAUCAAAAGCCGCAAUGCUCACAUGAAAACGCACCGGCAACAGGAGGAGCAGCAGCGGCAGAAAGCCCAGAAGGCUGCUGUUGCAGCUGAAAUGGCAGCUACGAUUGCAAGGACCUCAGGGCCCUCUGGGCAUAGCUUGAUACCCUUGGAUCAUUUGGACUUGAUAAAGCAGGUUGAGGAAGCCGAUGACCUCAGCAGCGAUGUUGUUCAGGAAUUGGGAGAGGUCAUGGAUGGUACUGAAGUGAUAGACCCUGACCUCUUAUUGGAUGAAGAAGACACAGAUUUGCUUCAGGAUGAUGUGGAGCUCUAGAGGAAAAAAAAGCCAUUUUGUAAAAAUUAUGGAUGCCUGUUGGAAUUAUUUUCCUUCAGCUGGGAGGGUUAAGUGUUUACUUCCCUUUUAUUUUAAACUAUCUGAAUAGUUUGAAUGUUGUUUUCUUUCUUUUUUGUAUCUCUUGGGUGGAGGAGGGUGGGAUAAACCUGGUUAUUGCUGUUGGUCAUUUUACUUUUUGCAACUAUGAUUCAUUCCCCCCCCCCUCAUUCGAAAGGUAUUUUUGUCAAAUACCUUGCAAACUAGUUGGUUCUGAGAAGUCUUAUUUCCUUUCAGGCAUUUACGUGAUAAGUCCCCAAAUUCAUUUGCAACACCUCAGGGUUUUCCUUUUCCCUCCCACCAUACUCCCUAUAUGAGUAGGUUUUGGUUUCUUUUUCUUUUCAAAAUGUGUUUCAUUUUGUGCCUUCAGCUCAGGCCUCAAAACAUCUGCCACAACAAAGACUACUGUCUCUGCAAUAAACAGAAGCCGAGACUUGGAUUGUUGGCAUAUGAAAGUUUUGCUCUGACAUGUCGCUGGGGCUGUUAUAGGGCCUCUCUGCUGAUGAGAUACCUAAGGCAGACAAGUAGCUGUGGCAAGUUCUUUCCCACAACACAGAAUGUUCUGUGGUGGAUGGAGGCUUCCAAGGCGCCUUCAGAUUUCCUUCUUAACAAGAAGACUGGCUUUGUACUUGGCCCUGUACAAAUGGAUGGGCUCGGCGGCCUAUUCCGCUUUACUUUGACCCAGAAGAAAUUUGAGCGGUCCUGAAAUGAACAGCUAGAUUAGCCGUCUGCGAAUCUGCAUUCACUUCCUUCUUUCCCUUUUAUGAGGCAAUCUGUUUCUUUGAGAAGGGCUCUACUCACGUUGUGCACUUCAGUCAGUGAAAUCAGAAGUCUGGAGGCUUCGCCAUGGGAGACGCUGCUGAGGCACAUCUCAAAAGUCCUUUGACUGGAGACUACUGGCUUGGAUACUUGGAAGUGCAUUUGUGAUAGGAAUGCACUGAAAUGCCUCCAUUUGCAAAAGUUUUAUCACUUUUUUUGUUUCAAAAAAGUUAUCCUUGAGAGUAUGCAGGGAUUUAUUAUUAUUAUUAAUUAUUAUUGUUAUUUGCUGCCUAGAGGCAGUGGUACUUAUCAAGCCCUUUCCUCACAGAAAGAAGAGGGGGGAGAUUUCCGCUUUGAGGUAAAUUGGUUCUUUUUUCUAAGCACAUUAAGAUUUUCAUCGUGGCCAGAGGCCAUUUAUGUAUGUAUGUAAGAAAUAAAUAAAAAUUACAUAGCUUGGCUGAUAACGUUAACAUAAAUAUACACAUAACAGUGAGGGGUUUUAUGCCUGCCAGGACUCUCUUAUGGAGCCGUAGGUUUGCUCUUGGAAGCGAUAAUGCCCAGCAAGCAUUCAGCAGUCAGUGGGUGGCGGGUAUGGAAAUGCAAUAAAUAAGCACACACACCUCUUCUAUAUGAAAUUUUUAUCAGGCCACAGCUGCCUCAUUCCUGUUCAAGUAAGUCAGCAUGUUCAACUUUGGAAUGACUUGGCUAGGCAGCUUGCUCCUUUUUCCUUUCCAGAGCUGGGACUGGGAUUAUUCCCCAGGCACGAUCUUCUUUUGCAUCACCUCUAUUGCUUAUAAAAGUUGCAAAAGUUGCGUCACCUCUAUUGCUUAUAAAAGUUGCAAAGUAUGAUGGGUAUAUAGACAUGAUGGGAAUAUAGACAGUUACUGCAUAUUACGUUUGCACCUAGGAGUCAGACCAGAGCCCUAGAAUAAGUUAACAGUCAGAAACGUCUUUAUUUCUUUCAAUCAAAGCCAAACCAUUCAUGGCCAUGCUCCCACUUGGGUUCAAAAGCAUGCUGUCCAGUCAUAGGUGACACUGGUGAGACGUGGCUUUUGGAUGCCCCCAAAUCAGAUGGAGAUUGACCCUCUUAAGCCAGGGCCACUUUAGACAACUGAAAUUGUCUCCACUUGGCACAUCCCCCAAGCAUUUCAGAAAAAAGUAGCACCUGACCCCAGGGCUUUUCCAGUUUACAUCCAAUACUUCUCAGUGGUGAUUCAGGGUUGAAAAGAAAUGUGUUGCUUUGUUCACUUAAAUUGCUACCAGAAAACUGUGGUCAGAUACGAGUUUUCCAGGCAAUUGCACCUCCAGUUGGAAUCCCAUCCUCUGUGAGCCGUGUCCCUGAGGAUCUGCACGGAGACAAUCUCAGAGAAGAUGAACUGGCUUUCAAUAUGAGCGGACCAAUUUAACAACCAUUGAAAGCAUUUUGAUAAAUGCAGAGGAACUAUUUGGGUGCUCCUUGCAAGCUACUCCUCUCUUUCCCCCAAGCUUUCCCCCUAAGAAUCUGUUCUUAUCAGGGAAUAGCUAGCGUCACCCAGGUUGUCUUUGGAGAAUUGGAUAUGGUUCUUGAGUGUGUUUGACCAUCUCAGUCAAGGGGUGUGAUUUGCCUUCACCUGUUGCUGUUGCCCGACAUAACUGAUGGAGAGAACUGGCAAUUUGCAUGCUGUGUGAGAUGCUGACCACUGACAUCCUUGCAUGGUUGACCCAUUUCCAGGGGUUAGCUAAUGUAGGGAGUUACAUGACACCUAUAAGCAUCCUUGCUCUCAUAUGAAAUGUCUGCUGGCAAAUGGCAUUUGCAGUGUUCUUAGUGAGACGCUGGUACCUGCAUGCCUGAGCAGAAUAUUUUUCUCUCUUGGUAUUUUCAAGGGGAAUGUCCCUCCCAGUUUUCAUUGACUGGCAUCUACUGGGACAGACCCUUUGGAAUUCUCACCAGUCAGAGAUUGUGUAUUUUCCAUCUGUAAUCUGUAAUCGGAUUCUGUUGUCAGAAGCUUGGCUGGGGAAUAGCAUAAUGGAGUUGUGUAGGUCAGUAUCUGAUCAGCUCGCUAUUUGUUUUAGCCAUUGGCCAUAACAGUUACAUGUGGUUGCAGUUUUUUUUUAAAAAAAUGCAUCAAGAAUUUUUUUAUAGAGGAGCAUCAUAAAAGAAAAUAUAUCCAGCCUAUAGGCAACUAAUUACUCAAGCAUCCAGAUUUUUUUGUCAAACGUUUCGUAGCAGCCAAAGCAAACAUAGCCAUGCAUCCAGAGAUCCCUAUCCUGCUUGCAGUGGAAAAAUUAUUAUUUCUGCUGAUUUUACCAGUUGACACACUCCUUCAGUAGGCAAUUGUACCUAUAGGAUAAAACAAGAACAAGCUAAAUAGGUGUCACAGACUGUCUUUCACUGCUUCCUCAUCGCAAACGCAAUAAUGCUGUGGUAUUGCCUGACUAACACAGCAGAGGGCAUCAGCUGAAAUCUUACCAAUGUACAGUAUAUGCUUUCCUGUAGUGCAAAUCUAUACCAAUCAGUUUAACUAAUUCUUUUGCCAUUUGCCAUUAAAGUACGAUUACAUGGACGAAGAUUUCUUGCAUUUCCAGUUUAGCAGGCUGACACAGAAUCUAAGUGUAAUACACAGGAAAGACCAGCUGAGCUAUUCUUUGAAACCAAUUGGACAGUCCUAGGCAAUCGGGUUGCAAGUGUUUGGAAGCCUAUUAUGACAUAUGCAUGAUAUCUAACCAAUAAAUAAAGAGAGGAGGCUAAUGCGUAUAUAACAAUAGUUCCUUCCAAAUAGAUUCAUUGAGUUUAUAUUUGACUAUAUGAUGCAGCACUACACCAGCAAGCCCAUGUAAAAAACGUAUGGUCUAGGUAAGGACCUUCCAUGUUUAUGGAAGGUUUGGGGUGAUGCAUGUUCUUGUCGGCGAGCAGUGACAAAUGUGAAAUUGCAGUGUAUAAGGCCUUUCCUUCAGAUUUAUAACCACAAAGUUGUCCUUUAGUAGUAGUCUUACAUCAAACUGGAAGGUGUUACAGGGAAAAUUGCCAUCUUGUAAAAGUAUUGUGGAGCAAAUGAUGUGGCUUAAAAUAACCAAAGAGAAUCUCAAAAUAAUUCCUGGAAGAAAUAUUGGUCCUUGUUUAACUUCUAUACAUAGGUUCUGUAUUUCUAAAACAUUGCAGUGAUAAAUAACAUCUAAAUAUGGUCAACAUUUUGAUGGAAAAUUUGAUCUUUUAUUUCCCUUUUUGUUAAUGUUUCAUGUUUAUUGUGGUAUAGUUCCAGUAGAGAAUUAGAGAAAAAUUGUACAUAACAAAAGAAAAAGG